AUGCAGGGUAGCAAGCCUGCUCCUACUCCUCUUGACAGCAAGCUGAAGCUAGAUAUUGAAGGAGAACUUCUUACUGAUGUUUGCAGUUACCAAUGUCUGGUAGGCAAGCUCAUCUACCUCACCAUUACAAGACUAGACCUUACUCAUGUAGUAAGCUUGGUGAGUCGAUUCGUGCACUCUCCUACCACUCAUCAUCUCAGCAUUGUUAAAAGAAUUUUGCGCUACUUAAAAGGCACAGUAAGCCGAGGAAUUGUGAUGAGAAACAAUGAUGACUUCAAGAUGGAAGGAUACUCAGAUUCAGAUUGGGCCGGUAAUGUCAUUGAUAGAAAAUUCACCACUGGCUAUUGUACCUUCAUUGGAGGCAACCUCGUCACUUGA
Messenger RNA from Fragaria vesca subsp. vesca, 378 nucleotides. RefSeq lists its product as uncharacterized. The record is from RefSeq and is a predicted model, not a curated record. The transcript has a single exon. Bases 1 to 378 code for a protein of 125 amino acids. NCBI's taxonomy places the organism in Eukaryota, Viridiplantae, Streptophyta, Magnoliopsida, Rosales, Rosaceae.